AUGGAUGAUUUUAUGGAUAAUAAAGGUAAGAAGAGAAAUAAUAAUAAACGUGAAUUAUGUUUAUUCUAUUCUACAAUUAUAUCAUUCGAAAAACUAUUACUUUUAAAACAAAAUAUUCGAACAUUAAUUAUAAUCGGUCAACGAGAUAUUACUUCUUUUAGUGCAAUUUCGCAAUUAACUGAAUUGCAAGAACUAUGGAUUGUUGAAUGUGGUAUUAAGGAAAUACCAUCUUUUAAAGAAAAUUGUUUAUUAAAAAAACUUUAUCUGUAUUCCAAUGAAAUAUCUUAUAUACCAAAUUUAGAAACUUGUUCUCAUUUGAAUAUUUUACAUCUAUCAGGAAAUAAUAUACAAAAACUUGAGAAUUUAGAUACAUUAACAUGGUUACAAGAGCUUAAUUUAGCUAAUAAUAAAUUGGAAAGAAUAAAUAAAAUAUCCUGGAGAAAAUCUGAAUUAUAUAGUUUAAAUUUAUCAGGAAAUCCUUUAUGCAUUAUAAAGGUACAUAAAAUAUUUAAAUAA
Messenger RNA from Apis laboriosa (Himalayan honeybee), 516 nucleotides. Its product is annotated as leucine-rich repeat-containing protein 9-like. Bases 1 to 516 code for a protein of 171 amino acids. Lineage: Eukaryota; Metazoa; Arthropoda; Insecta; Hymenoptera; Apidae. The transcript is spliced from 4 exons. The record is from RefSeq and is a predicted model, not a curated record. Gene Ontology annotation, molecular function: protein binding.